This is a messenger RNA of Lodderomyces pseudojiufengensis, 1410 nucleotides long. RefSeq lists its product as uncharacterized. The transcript has a single exon. Bases 1 to 1410 code for a protein of 469 amino acids. Lineage: Eukaryota; Fungi; Ascomycota; Pichiomycetes; Serinales; Debaryomycetaceae. The record is from RefSeq and is a predicted model, not a curated record.
AUGCUUCGGUCAUUCACAAAUCACAAUACUAGAAUACUACGACUUAGUUAUGCCUUUCAAAGACUUAACUCAGUUUCAUCCAAAUCGAGAGCAGAAGAAUCUAGCUCCACAACACAUGAAUCAAUUCUAUCAAACUCAUCAUCAUCAGAUGCAAAUUCGGCUAUAGUAGAUAAAAUGAAACAGAUACUAGAAGAGAAGAUAACUAGUCUGCUGUCUAACAUCUCGUCCUUGAAGAAUUUGGAUCCAUCCAUUAAUAGUAUCUUGACUGAACACGAUUAUGGAAAGAAAGAAAAUCGAGACCAUAUACAAGCUCAAUCAUAUAUUAAAAGUGAACCUUUAUUAAACCGAAACAAGCAUGCGAAAGAUAUAUAUAACUCAAAACCUUGGGAUGGAACAGAAUCAACAUACGAUUCAAAUUUGAGAAUGAUCAUAGAUUCAGUUCCUAAACCUAUAAAUGAUCCAAUGAGUACUUUUAAAACUAAAAGAAGAAAAUCUUCAAAUGAAAGGUUAUCAAUUGCUAAAGAUGUGAGUUUGGAUUAUAAGAUCAAUAAAUCACCAGAAGAUAAGGAAAAAGAGAAAUUUCGUGAAAUGUACAAGGAGAAAUUAUUAGGACCUUCUAUGUUUCUUAACAAAUCAUCAUUAUCGUCUAUUGAUUAUGUUGGUGCUUUAGCUGGAAAUAAAAUUAAUGCUUCGAUUGAUCAACAAACUGGUAGAUUUGAAGAUUCUCCAGAAAUGGUAAAUGUUAGAGGAAAACCUUUGAGUAAAGAGCAUUUGAAAAAUUGUACUGAUACAAACUAUUUUAUGAAUCAAGUAUUGAAUAAACAAGAGAUUCUACCACCUUGGAUAGAAAACCAACAGACAUUGAAUAAAUCAAUUAACGAGUUUAAAAAGAGUUUAGAUGAAAUGUGGUUCAAGUGGAUAAUUAAUGAAUCGAUAAUGCAGAAUAUAAUUGAACGAGCAAGUUCUGUUGAUGAAAUACUAGAUUAUUACGAAAACAAUAUUUCCAAAAUCACAAUGGAAGAUAAUUCAUUAAAUGAAACAAAUAUGAACUAUAUAACGGCAAAAGUGAAAUUGUUGAAUUCUGAAAUAAGGCAUUAUAAUUUACAAUGUCCCAGCUUAAGUAGUCACAAAUAUAAAUUACGUGAAGAUAUCGAAGUGGAAAAUUCAUAUUGGAGAACAUUGGAGAAUUUCUCAUCUCACAUAGAAGCAUGGUUUGAUCGUAACAGGAAAAGAAAAAAUUCCAAACUUAUUGAUCGAACCAAUUUGAGUAGUGCUGGUAAAGUAUUUCAAAAUUUCAGCUUGAAAGGAUCACCUGACCUUCAUGUUAAUACUGAAAUUGAUACAAAAUUACAUUUAUGGCAAGCUAUAAAAGACAUUUUUAAAAAGGAUACUAAAACCGUAUAUAGAUAA